Molecule: messenger RNA, 1128 nt
Organism: Mizuhopecten yessoensis (Yesso scallop)
Lineage: Eukaryota; Metazoa; Mollusca; Bivalvia; Pectinida; Pectinidae
Product: protein mab-21-like 3
Exons: 1
Coding region: 1-1128 (375 amino acids)
Source: RefSeq, a predicted model, not a curated record
AUGGAUAACAAAAUUCUGAACCAAUAUUAUGAGGAAAAUGUGAAAAUGCUGCGUAACGAAACGGAAAAAAAUACAAAAGAGGUGUUACCACUGGUGGAUGAUAUAUUAAGGUAUGUUCAUCAGAGAGACAAACGAUUCAUGAUACAAACAGUGAAGGUUGGAAGCUACCAUACUCACCUCAAAGUGAAGCGGGCUGGCGAGUUUGACUUCAGUGUGGUCGUCGAUGUGGGGAAACUGUCGUGGAUAGCAAACAACAAUUCGAGGUUCUAUGGUUUUGACAACGUCAAUCGCAAAGUUGAGAGUAGCAUAUUACCUCUACCAAGCCCCCCUGCUGGUCAGUGUUUUACUCAAAUCGGAAGCCUAAAAGCUAAGUGGGAAUCUGAGGGACUUGAGGAUGGAGGUGCAAGUUUGACAUUCAACAACGAUAUAGUGCCAAUUAAAGUAAAGAGAAGAUUCAAAGCUCUUGUAAGCGAGGCUGUUAACCAACCCAAAUUGAGAAGUCGUGUCACUACAGACCGGAUUUCGGAUUCACCGGCCAUUACGCUCUCUGUAAAACUUCCGAAUACUGCUUAUCCGAUCAGCAUCGAUUUAUGUCCUAUGAUUGAAUCUAAACUGGAAUUCAGAAGUGACUUCAAUUGGCCAAGACCGUUGGCCAAAUGGCCGUCUAGUGAAAAGAUUUCCUGUAUAAAGGAUGUAGGAAUACAUGAAGUAGCCAAGUCGCCAUUUUAUUGGACACUGUCUUUCGCUGCAUGUGAAAAGGAGCUUGUGGAGGGCAUUGAUGAAAAUGGGACAUGCAGAAGGAAAAGUCUUCGUGUCCUGAAGACUUUGAAAGAAAAUAUCUGGUGUAAACCAGGUGUCAAGAAGGGUCUGACAUCAUACCAUCUGAAGAACGUGCUGUUCUGGGAGUGUGAGGAUCAUCCCUUUGACACCGAAUGGCAGCAGGAGCUCCUGGAGACUCGCGUGAAGUCAAUGACGUAUCGUCUACUCGGCUAUCUUCAGAGGGGAAAUCUGUUGUUGUACUUCCAUACCGGGGUUAAUCUGCUCUCCAGCAAAGAUAAAGGCGUGCUUCAGCAGGUAGCGAACAUUAUUAAGACAUUUCUCGAUCAGCCAAACCAAUAUUUGUGCUGA